Messenger RNA from Symbiodinium necroappetens, 687 nucleotides. NCBI's taxonomy places the organism in Eukaryota, Dinophyceae, Suessiales, Symbiodiniaceae. The record is from the annotation of a GenBank genome assembly.
AUGGUGUGCCGCCGCUGCUGUGGUUGCCUUGUUGCUGGCCCCUGGCUGGCGUUGGUGCUGGUGUUGCUGGCUCUUGUCCUUGGUAGAGAUCCGGAGCUGGCAGUAUGGCAUUCCAUGGCAUUCAUCUUGAGCGUGGCGCGACACAUUGACUAUGUGUAUGGCCUACUCAUCUUAGGCCGCGAUAGGCAGUAUUGUGAUUACGACACACCCUGGCUUCUUUGGGCCUGGGAGCAUUGUGAAGGCAUCAUGGCAGGACGUCCUUCCGUUCCAGUCUCUGAAAUCCCUGCCAUCGAGCUUCCAGCCGAUGUGCGCGCAUCGCAGUGGAGGAGGAAAGAGGAGUAUGCAUGCAGCGAGAUCCUUGGCCGCGGUGGCUGGGGUGGGCAGCCCUUCCUCAUCCGGGGUUUGCUGGAAAAGGAGCUUGAGUCUGAGGGAGCCUGGAACCUGGACUGGCUUGAAGCACAUGUGCCGGAGGAGACAAUCCAUGUCAUCCACUUGCCUUUCUAUCGCAAGCAUUGGGCCGAUAUUCGCCAAUGCCCCUGGAAACGACGGGGUGGUGCAUUUGAAACCAACGUGCUUGAGAUUUCCACUACCAUGAAAGGUUCUUCGGAGUUUUAUGUGGCCUUUGCCGAAACGCUCUUCGGGGACGUGAAGGCGCGGGACUCUGACCCCGUGAGAGAAACUCUUUAA